UGUGCUGCAGUUUAUAUGGACUAAGAAGUCCCCAAAGCGUCUGAACUCCUUGUAGUUCGUCCCCACUUCAUCUUGUUUUGCUUUUUCCCCCUCUCCUUCUCUCCAGCAGGGGGGCGAGGUUUAGAGCUAAAUUUUAUUUUAUUAUUACACAGAGCCAGCUCUCCCACUAGCUAUAUUUCAUACACUCACUCACUCAGUAUGGAGCUCAACUCUCUGUUAAUCCUCCUGGAGGCAGCUGAAUAUUUGGAGAGAAGAGACCGAGAAGCAGAACAUGGCUAUGCAUCAGUUUUACCUUUCCAUACUGAUUACUCCUUGAAGAAAACCAAAUCAGCCUCAUUAUCUAGAAAAUCUCAGAACAACAGGUCAUCACACAAUGAGCUAGAAAAACACAGGCGAGCAAAACUACGACUAUACUUGGAGCAGCUUAAACAACUAGUGCCACUUGGGCCAGAUAGCAACAGACAUACCACUUUAAGCCUCUUAAAAAGAGCAAAAAUGCACAUCAAGAAACUAGAAGAACAGGACCGAAAAGCACUUAAUAUUAAGGAGCAGCUUCAGAGAGAACAUCGCUACCUCAAGUGCCGUUUAGAGCAGCUGUCUGUCCAUGGGAUGGAGCGAAUGCGGACAGAUAGUAUGGGCUCCAUCAUGUCUACUGACUCGGAGCAAGAAGUAGACAUUGAAAGCAUGGAGUUUACACCAGGGGAAAUGGACAGUAUCGGAAGUGCCAGUGAUGUGGAAGACCACUACAGUUUGCAAAGUGGCUCCAGUGAUGGGAGUUUUACACAUUCCCUGAGACUCAAUUCCAGGCUGUCGUAGUGGUCAAAAUACUGAACCAACUCAGGACCAUCCAGCUGAAGGCACUUAAGAGAAAACAAAUGAAUACAAAAAAACUUAAAAAAAAAAAAAGCAAGAA
Messenger RNA from Pelobates fuscus (common spadefoot toad), 913 nucleotides. It is a transcript of the gene MXD4, whose product is annotated as MAX dimerization protein 4. The transcript has 6 exons. Lineage: Eukaryota; Metazoa; Chordata; Amphibia; Anura; Pelobatidae. Bases 199 to 816 code for a protein of 205 amino acids. Gene Ontology annotation, biological process: regulation of transcription by RNA polymerase II. The record is from RefSeq and is a predicted model, not a curated record. Gene Ontology annotation, molecular function: RNA polymerase II cis-regulatory region sequence-specific DNA binding; DNA-binding transcription factor activity, RNA polymerase II-specific; protein dimerization activity.